Gossypium raimondii (Peruvian cotton) is the source of this 1136-nucleotide messenger RNA. RefSeq lists its product as uncharacterized. Gene Ontology annotation, molecular function: protein binding. The record is from RefSeq and is a predicted model, not a curated record. The transcript has a single exon. NCBI's taxonomy places the organism in Eukaryota, Viridiplantae, Streptophyta, Magnoliopsida, Malvales, Malvaceae. Bases 52 to 738 code for a protein of 228 amino acids.
AAAACUUCUAAUUUUGUGAGCAUCCCAUGGCAUAAGCCAACCACGAGCGCCAUGGACUGGUAUUCCUGGUUAUCUAAAACCUCCCUUGAGCCGUCAAUUGUCUAUAAGUAUGGCCUUGCCUUUUCUGGGAAUGAGCUCCAAAAGGAGGACUUAGCAUACUUCAACCAUGAGUUUCUUCAGAGCAUGGGUAUUUCAGUUGCCAAGCAUAGGCUGGAGAUUCUCAAGCUUGCUAGGAAGGAAGUUAGAGAAGCCCCUAAUAGCCUGUCCAAGCUCAUUUUGGCAAUCAACAAAACCAGAAAGUGCUUCAACAAGUAUGUCAACAAGUUGGUUCACCAUGAGAAUAAUGCGACGAAGCCACUGCCGGAGCCGGUUUCUUAUAGCGAUAAGUGGAGAGAAGCAUUGUCAAGGAGGUGCAAGAGUGAUCACAAGGAGCUGAAGAUAGAGCAUCCAAUGGUGAGAACCAGGGAAAUAGCAAAAUCUGGUCCCUUGGAUUAUGGAGGACCAGAGAAAUUGCUGGUCCCUCCUAGGAGCUUAAAAUUUUCCGGGCCCCUAGAUCGGAAAUUGCAGGAGAAGUUGGUGUUCAGUUAUAGGAGCCCAAUAACAUCUGGUCCAGUUGAUGUUGCAAUGACACAUAGGAGACCAAAAGUUCAUGGUGACAUCAACAAGGAAAAGUCAGGUGGGGACUUAAACUAUAAUACAUUAUGGGCAACACUGUUUGAGGACAUGAAACCUACAUGAAUUUACUGCCUAUCUUUCCUAGUUUUGGUGUUGGAAAGGUGAGAAAUAGUCAUACAGAAAAAAAAAAUCCUAUCCAAUCACUGGGACAGUAAGCCUUAUUUAUCUGGUAAAAGUUGCUAUUAAUAUGUCCAUGUGAGGAAGCUAAUCUAAGGUUAGGAUGCCUCAAUAAUUUGCAUAUUCUAGUAGUGUUGGACAGUUUUCCUACCAUCAAUAUGCAUGCCAAAUCUUUUUGAGUCCAUGUAAUUUAAAUUUUCAAGUAUUAUCUAUACUUUUUAAGAUUUAUGGUUUGCUUGAGAUGUAAUAUUUCAAAUCGGCAACUUUCAGUCUCUAUUGGGUUGUAAUGAAAAAAAAAUGAGGAAAAAGAAUCAAUAGACUGUGUGCUGCGAGCUUACCAUGUA